Molecule: messenger RNA, 3015 nt
Organism: Phascolarctos cinereus (koala)
Lineage: Eukaryota; Metazoa; Chordata; Mammalia; Diprotodontia; Phascolarctidae
Gene: CUNH3orf52
Product: chromosome unknown C3orf52 homolog
Source: RefSeq, a predicted model, not a curated record
GUGAGUGCCGGACCUCCGGCCGGAGACUUCAGUUUUCUUGGGGUCUCUUGCUCUGCCGCCGCCUGGCCUUAGCUUUCCUUUGCUCUCUCACUGGGUGGAGGAGACUGCCGGCGCCCGGCUGAUGCUAUGAUUGAACUCUCCAGGCUCCAACGAAACCCCGAUGAGGCAGUGCCUCUGAACGGGACGGUUCCUCUAGAGACCAGUCUGCAGGUGGAGUACCCCGAGCCAGCCCAGGCUAGACGACAAAAACCCUGGAAAUUCUGUAAUGAACCUGUAAAGGGGAAGUAUAAACUGUGGAUGGCAAUUGUUUCUAUCUUCAUAGGCCUCAUUCUAGUAAUUUUUAUAAGCGUGAUUAUCCAUGAAGCAAACUACAUAGAUGAGGAUGAAAAUGAAAUACUUGAAUUAGCAUCUAAUAAAACAUUCUUGGUCACACUGAAGAUUCCAGAAGAGUGUAUGGCUGAAGAGGACACAUUAUCUAAUGAGCUCAGUAAAAGGCUCACAAAUCUAUACAGUUCAUCUCCAGCUCUGAGUCGAUAUUUUGCAUCAGUUGAAAUAGCUGACUCCAGGUUUUCUCAGAGAAGAAAAUGGAGGAAGAAAAAAGUCACCACCUCUCCAAAUGGUACCUUUACUACUCAAGCAGAAGGAAGUUAAACCUUCAUUUUCUGUAAAUUCAUUCGCACUAACUCAAGUACUCAAGUGCUCACCAGUGAUGAAGAUCAAAACCCACGCCAAGCCUGUCCAUCCUUUGUGACUCUUUGCUUUUCUUAGUAUCCCCAGUGUUUGCUUGGUGCAUAGUAGACCCUUGAUAAAUGCUUGUUGACUUGCUUACUACCUAUGUGACUUUGGGGAAAUCAUGUAACCUCACUUGGACUUAAUUCUUCAUCUGUAAAAUGAGAGUGUGGUAUUAAAUAACCUCAAAGAUCCCUUAUGCCUUUAAAUCUCUGAUCUCUGAUCCUCCAUCACCAUUGGUAUUUAAGCCCUCCAUCUUCUCUGGCCAGUCCUGCCCUCCUGAAACUCUACCCAAUGGCCUUGCCUUAGGGGAAUUUGAAUUAUGCCAAAGUAGUAGGUACUCUGACACUCCCAGCUAUAUCUUCCCCUUUUGCUUCUGCAGGGAUCUUCAAAGUAGAAAGCCUUGCUUUGUAAUAGCUUUGCUUGGUUACUGCCCAACCCUAUUCAUAACUCAGCCUGUACCUUUAGUGGGUGAAAGCUCAAGUCCAAGGCCAGAUGAGGAAAUGAGGCCCAGAGAAAGGAGGGGACUUCCUCAAAGUUGGGCCAAAUUAGCAGCAGAGCUGAAACUAGAAUCUAGAUCUCUUUUCUGAUUAUGCCAGUCUUCUCCAAUAGGACAUUUGUUGUCCACUGGGAGAAUUAAAGAUAAGGCCAGGGAGCUGAACGAUGAUAAGGAGGUGGAGGUGGUGGUGCCACGUGGUGAUGGUGGAGGUUUGAACAGGCUGUCUUGAGUUGCUUCUUAUUCCCAUUUCUUUAGUUAACUAGCCACUCCACAGCCUACAAGACUCUCCCAGCUGGCCAAGCCCCUGACAAAGAGAACAGUAUCAUCAGUUCCCAUUGCUUUAUCAUGUCACAACCAUUAUUGCAUCUGAUCCUACAGGCAGCCCUUGAGGUAAAUGAGCCAAGAAUGAUUGUCCUGGUAGCUCCUCUUAAAGGGUUGACUAUUAUUAAAACUAAUUAGAGGAAGGAAGAGGUUUCAUGAGAUAUGAAACUCAAGUAAUUGGAUUCCAAAGUCCAAAGCAAAGUAAAGUUUAGGAGCAGUGGGUGAGAAAGUACAAAGAUGCAAAUUGAAGCUUUUGAGUCAAUAAAAAUUGAUUAAGCACCCACAACGUGACAGGCACUAUAUACUAAGCAGCAAGGAUACAAAGCAAGGUAAAAUACUGUUUUCUGCUUCCAGCUCUCCCAACAAAAAAGAGCUGGAGGACUAUUUCUCCUAAAGCUGUGAUUCUUAGGCCUCCCUCAUUGUUUGUAAAAGGCCAAUGGGAAUGUGACCAUUAGAGGAUGCCAUUUACCUAUUCAUCUUAAGCCUCCAAUCCUUCCAAUAGGAAUUUAGAUAUUGCUUGCAUUUCUGCAAAAUAUUUCCCUGAGAGGAUACUCCCAAGUGGGAGUAUCUGUACUUUUCUUAAUUGUUAUUGCUAAUAUUCUGUUUGAGUCAACUUGAACCAAUGGAACAAGAGAGGAGUCGCAGCUAAGGUUAAAUAUUUAGGCCACAUUUAACUAGGAUUUCAAACCAUUAAUUAGCUCAUCCCCACGGUAUCUCUCAGAGCACUUUAAUACAUGUAUUCUUAUUUUAGAGUCAAGGGAAAUAAGUUGAAGAAAGGGUGAGAAGCUUGCCUUAAGGCAUAUGGCCAACACUUACAAAGCUGAGCUUGGUUCAAGGUGAGAGGGCCAUAGAUUGAGAGCUAGAAGGGGCUGUAAAGGUGUCAACCCACUUAUUUUAUAGGUUGAGGCUGAAGCCCAGAGAAAUUAAGUAACUUUUAAGAGGUCACAUAGGCAGGUAAGUAGCAGAGUUGGGGAGUCAGAACUCAGAUCCUUUGACUCCAAAUCCAAAGCUCUUCCCAAUGUACUGCACUGCCUAUUUGCCUCCAGUCCAGUCUGAAAAGUAUAUGAAAAACUAUAGGAAUCUAUUAUUACACUGGCAAGGAGUUCCCUAUUUUGAAACAAACUACUCAGUAUGUUGGGUGCUGCCAUACUGUUUUGAGUUGAGAGUAUACGUUUCCUCUGGAGGACUUCCUUCUCCCUAUCCUCAAGCCAUACCCCUCCAACAUCUGUCAGGGGAGAAGGAAGAAUUACCCUACAGUAACAUGGACCUAGUUUAGCCUGGAUUGGCUCACAUUGUGGGCCCUGCCUCCAGCACACUUACUCUAACUAUGAAUCAGGUUAAAAGGUACAUUAAGUUAAAGUGUAUGAUUGAUAUCGUAUUGCUUGCCUUUCCAAUGGGUGGGGGAAUGCCUGGAGAGAGGAAGAGAAUUUAAAACUCAAAAUUUAAAAAAAUCAAUGCUAAAAAUA